AUGACAUGUCCAUUGUCCUUUACUCCAACGCAUCUACCAGGAAUUUUAACAUUGAUCUUGAUGUCUACUAUCCUCCCACUCCAAAACAGUCUCAAGAAAAAGGAUGAUGUUCAAGAACCAAAUCUCUCCUCCUUUCAGCAAGAUCCUCUUCAGGACGACGAUAUUCGCUUUUACACAUCUUCUCACUUUAAAUAUCUGCAGAGCUUUCAAGAAAAUCUUGAAUGUACGGAAGAAAAUAUGUGUAUCCUCAAUGAGAAAAUAGAAUCACGGGUCAAAACACUUCAAGUCACUAUUGAAGAUUUUGAAGACACAACUGCUUAUAUCAAAGGACAAGUUGCUCGCAACAUGCGUAGGAUUGAAACUCUAGAUCAGAAAAUUCAUAACACUAUUGAAACUCUCUCCGAUGAAUCAGAAGAUAGAUGGAUUCAUUCAGUCCUUAUCCAAUCUAGACUCCGUCUAUGA
Molecule: messenger RNA, 462 nt
Organism: Lactuca saligna
Lineage: Eukaryota; Viridiplantae; Streptophyta; Magnoliopsida; Asterales; Asteraceae
Source: the annotation of a GenBank genome assembly